Penicillium chermesinum is the source of this 279-nucleotide messenger RNA. RefSeq names its product H(+)-transporting V1 sector ATPase subunit F. Gene Ontology annotation, molecular function: proton-transporting ATPase activity, rotational mechanism. The coding region runs from base 1 to 279 and encodes 92 amino acids. NCBI's taxonomy places the organism in Eukaryota, Fungi, Ascomycota, Eurotiomycetes, Eurotiales, Aspergillaceae. Gene Ontology annotation, biological process: proton transmembrane transport. Gene Ontology annotation, cellular component: proton-transporting V-type ATPase, V1 domain; fungal-type vacuole membrane. The record is from RefSeq and is a predicted model, not a curated record. The transcript is spliced from 2 exons.
AUGUCACAGAUCCCCCCCGAUGCGCAACGCAAUUUCCUCGUCGUCGAUGCGAAGACCGAAACCGCCGAGAUUGAACGAACUUUCCGAACAUUCACACAAGAGAGAAAGGACAUUGGCGUAGUACUCAUCAAUCAGCAUGUCGCUGAACGAAUUCGCCACAGCGUCGACGCUUUCACCGAUCCUUUCCCUGCCGUCCUCGAAAUCCCCAGCAAAGACCACCCAUACGACCCAGAGAAAGACAGUGUGCUCAAGCGAGUACGCCGGCUGUUCGGAGAGUAA